GGUCGGCGGCGGCGGCUAAAUAUUCGAAACGAGCGGCCGCUUCCGUGCCAUUGUGUGUGCUGUCCGUCCCGUCAGGAGGACGCGUUCCCCGUGAGUUUUGUAUUCAUAACGGAAAAUCACCCACCGAAUGGUGGUGCACCGAUGGUUGUAGUGAUGGAGUUGUCUCUGGUGGCUCAAUUCGAUGAGCUUCGGCGUUCGUGCGAUGUGCUGCUGGACGGGACGGCCGAGGUGGAGUUUCUGCGCUUCGUCCAGCUGCAGGACGAGUGCCGGAUGCAGUGGCUGAAGUCGAUCGAGGAAGCCAAGCGCCUGCAGCGCGAGUUGGACAAUGCGCUGCGCAGCAUCACCAACCUCGAAUCGAAGCUGUUCCACGCCCGCAAGCUGCUCGAGACGGAAACGAAGGCCCGCCGGCACGCGGAACACGAGCGCGACACGAUGGAGCGCAAGAUGAUGGCCGUGUGCGAGAUCGUGCGGAACGAGCAGACGCUGCGGGACGAGACGCGCGAACAGUUGGCCGUGUUUGCGACGGAACCGAGGCGCCGAUCGCGCCACGCCGGGCACGAUGACCGUGAAAUGACAGUCGGCGGAGGAGGAGGAGGCGGGGGCGUGGACAACGAUAUCAACUCCACCGGGUCGUUCCUGGUGGACUUGUCGCUGACGCAAUCGGAGGACGACUUCCUGGAACCGCUGAAACUGCAGGCGAAGCGCAAAUCGUGGAAGAAGCACCGUCCGUCGUACAACAACAACGCCAGCUUUAAGAUGCCACAGGAGCCAACAAAGCGCGUGAUGGAAAUCAGCACGACAGCGAACACGAUGGAACCGCGCACGGAGGGUGAGAUUAUCGCACACGCCAAGGUAACGGUACCGACCGGACCGGACGGUGGACCGAUACAGGCCGAAUCGACCUUCCGCACGAUGGCACCGCAAAGACAGCCCGCGGUCGUGACGAGCUGCGCGUCGUCCAACUCGACCGCCGCAACGGUCGUGAACGUACCGACGGCUGCAACACCAACGGCGCCGGAAAAGCACCACGAGCCCAUGAGGACGGUCAUUCAGCGCCAGCACGACCUCGUCAGCCGUACCCUCAUCAGCUCGGUUACGUGCAACCAGUGCCAGCAGCGGAUUCGCUUCGGCAACAGCAGUCUGCGGUGUCGCGAAUGUAAGGCCAUGUUCCACGGGUACUGUCGCGAAAAGAUAUCGUUCCCGUGCGUACCGCAGUCGCAAACGAAGAACGGACGUCGCGGCACAGCCAGCACAGCCACGCCCAACGGUGGCCCGCAGACACCGCAAGCUGCCGGUGCCAUCAGCUGUCUCGACGAUUACUGUCCCUCGUCCAGCCCGCGCAUCCCGGCACUGAUCGUGCACUGUGUGAGCGAGAUCGAAAACCGCGGCCUGACCGAGGUCGGUCUGUACCGGCUGUCCGGCUCGGAGCGGGAAGUGCGUGCGCUGAAGGAAAAGUUCCUGCACGGCAAAACCAUCCCGACGCUCGGCCAGAUCGACGUGAACGUGCUGUGCAGCUGCAUCAAGGACUUUUUGCGCACGCUGCGCGAACCGCUCAUCCCGAACGCGCUGCUGGGCGAGUUUAGCAGCGCCGUGUCCGGUGCCACCAGCCCGAACGGUGGCCAGCGCAUGCGGCAACAGCUCUGUCAGCUGAUCGAGCGUCUGCCGGCGCCGAACCGCGACACGCUUGCCUUCCUGAUGCUUCACUUCCAGCGCGUCGCCCAAUCGGAGGCGGCCAAGAUGCCGAUCGACAAUCUGGCGCGCGUGUUCGCCCCAACGAUCGUCGGCUACACCCGGGCCGAUCUGGACAUGAACGAGAUGUGUGCGGAAACGUACGUCCAGUUUAGCAUCGUGCAGGCGAUGCUGCACAUCUCCACCGACUACUGGAGCCAGUUCAUCAUGCUGCAGCCGGUCGACCAGGGUGGUGACGGGGGCAACAUGGGCGCACCGACGCCGAGGCGCGGUGGUGCGGGCGAUCUGAUGAUGCAGUCACUGUCGAAGGAUCGGCGCAUGGAGACGCCGAUAUUGCGCCGACCGCGCAAGGACAGGAAGUAUUAUGCGACACCACCGUAUAAGACGUCGAAAGAUUAAUCAAAGCGAGAGACCGCGCCGCACGGGCUUAGUUAUAUAGUUACUUAAAUUAACCUUUAUUAUAUAGUUAAAGAUGAACCAUUUUUCUCUGUACUUUCCUCUUAUCCCCGAUCGAGGGUGUAUAAACUUGUUGUUCCAUCCACAUUUUUGAUUAAUAAAAAAGAAAGCAAUUCACUAACCACACAAA
Molecule: messenger RNA, 2275 nt
Organism: Anopheles merus
Lineage: Eukaryota; Metazoa; Arthropoda; Insecta; Diptera; Culicidae
Gene: tum
Product: rac GTPase-activating protein 1
Exons: 1
Coding region: 142-2088 (648 amino acids)
Biological process (GO): signal transduction
Source: RefSeq, a predicted model, not a curated record